Quercus robur (English oak) is the source of this 1997-nucleotide messenger RNA. Its product is annotated as L10-interacting MYB domain-containing protein-like. The transcript is spliced from 8 exons. The coding region runs from base 171 to 1832 and encodes 553 amino acids. NCBI's taxonomy places the organism in Eukaryota, Viridiplantae, Streptophyta, Magnoliopsida, Fagales, Fagaceae. The record is from RefSeq and is a predicted model, not a curated record.
UUGAACAGGUGCAGGAUAUAGCUAUCCAGAGAGAGGAGUAUGUCUGUCAAAACAUCCAAACAGCCACCACAGUGUUCUUCGUAAAUCCAUUCUCGCAAGUCACACCUCGAAGUUUCUCUUCUUCUUCUCUCUCUCUCUGCGAUUUCUCUCCACAAAUCAAAGGGGAAGAAAUGGGCAUCCAAAUGCCUGCAUGUAGUGAUCGGACAAGGACAAACUGGACACCAGCGAUGGAGUGCUAUUUUAUUGAUCUUUUAUUAGAUCAGGUGCAUAGGGGGAAUAGGAUGGGCCAUACAUUCAACAAACAAGCUUGGACUGAUAUGCUGACCAUGUUCAAUGCCUAUUUUGGAUCUCCAUAUGAUGAAAAGGUCUUGAAAAGUCAUUACACUAAUUUGUGGACUCAAUUCAAUGAUGUAAAGAGUCUACUUGAUCAGAAUGGAUUUUCAUGGGAUGAUACUAAACAAAUGGUGGUCGCCAGUCAUCAUGUUUGGGAUGCUUACAUCAAGGCUCACCCAGAGGCACAGUUUUAUAGAAACAAAGCCUUGAUGAACUUCAAUGAUUUGUGCUUGAUAUAUGCACAUACAACAGCAGAUGGAAGAUACAGCCUAUCAAGUCGUGAUAUAGACUUUGAUGAUGACAUUCAAGGAGUGAAUACUGGUGUUGCAAUGAAUAGCCUUGUACUGGCAAGUAAAGAGCAUUCAAAAAUAGAUUGGACACCAGCCAUGGACCGAUAUUUUGUCAAGCUUUUGCUGGACCAACUUAAAAAAGGCAAUAAGAUCUGUAAUACAUUCAAGAAACAAGCAUGGAAUGAUAUGCUCUCCUCGUUCAAUGGAAAAUUUGGCUCUAAAUAUGGAAAGAGUUUCUUAAAACACCGUUUUAAGAAAUUAUUGAAAUAUUAUAUUGAUGUGAAGAGUCUACUUGAGGUGAAGGGAUUUUCUUGGGAUGAAAUUCAACAAAAGAUAUCAGCAGAUGAUUAUCUAUGGGAUAAUUACAUCAAGGCACACCCAGAUGCGCAUUUGUAUCGUAGGAAGACCUUGCUAAACUAUUGCGAUUUGAAAUUGAUAUUUGGAAAUGCAGUAAGCAAUGGACAUUGCAGUCAUUUAUUGCAAGGGAGAAACUUUGAAGAUGAUAUCAUACAGAUCAAGACAGUCAGUUUUACCUAUCCUGUAGCUGAAGAAAAGGAGGGCCAUACCUCUUCUGAUAGUGAAUGUCGGAGAACAAAUUGGACAUCAACAAUGGAUCGUUUCCUUAUUGAAUUGUUACAAGACCAGGUGCUUAGAGGGAAUAAAAUUGGUCAUGGAUUUGUGGCUGAGGCAUGGAUCGAAAUGCUUAGACUGUUCAAUGCAAAAUUUGGAUCUCACCAUGACAAAGAUGGUCUGAGGAAUAGAUACAAACAUUUAAGGGGACAGUAUAAUGAUAUAAAGGUUCUUCUUGAUCACAGUGGGUUUUCUUGGGAUGAAACAGGAGAAAUGGUAACUGCUGAGGACUAUGUCUGGGAUUCUUAUACCAAGGUGCAUCCUGAUGCUCAGUCAUAUAGAAAUAAAUCUGUUCCCAGCUAUCACAAAUUAUGUGUUAUAUAUGGUGAAGAAGUUUGUAAUGGAAGAUACAGCAUUUCAACGUGCAAUGCAGAUCUUGACAGUGAAGAACCAGAUUUGAGAAUUGGGGAGGAUAUCCAAUGCUAUGCAAACAGUGGUUGUUCAACAACAGAUUGGACACCUUCAAUGGACCGUUAUCUCAUAGAUGUAAUGCUAGAGGAAGUGCAUAAGGGGAAGAAGAUUGAUUUCACUUUCAACAAUCAAGCAUGGAUAGAUAUGUUUAUGUUGUUCAGGGAAUGAUUCUCAUUACAACAUGACAAAGAUUUUCUGAAAAGUCGUUAUAGAAGUUUGGAAAAGCAGUACUUUGAUAUGAAAAAUCUUCUUGAACAGAGACAAUUUUCAUGGGAUGAAACACAGCAAAUGGUCACAGCUUUUGAUGAUGUUUGGGAUGCAUAUGUGAAGGUG